Molecule: messenger RNA, 1941 nt
Organism: Penicillium cinerascens
Lineage: Eukaryota; Fungi; Ascomycota; Eurotiomycetes; Eurotiales; Aspergillaceae
Exons: 1
Coding region: 1-1941 (646 amino acids)
Source: RefSeq, a predicted model, not a curated record
AUGGGCAAUCUACAAUCGAGCUCAGCGAAAGAUGAGAGCCGCCGUGCCAGCCGCCUUUCCAAGCCUCUGACGAAGAAACUAGCUUUUAGUUCUCCGCAGCUAUCUCGCCCUGAACCCGAUCAGCCGGAGCUUGCCACGGGGCUGAUUGGAUGGCAAAACCCUUGGGUUGGUUCCCAGAUCUCCAGGGAUAUCAGAAUUAGCUAUCCGAAAGCGACGGAGAUCCCUCCAACCUUGUUCGAAGCAGAGCCAGGUGCACCAGAGCAGAGCCCUAACGAGAGCCCUGCUCUAUCUCCGACCCAAUCUCUGAAGGAUCAGAUCCCGGAGCCCGUUGCACCUCGUUCGGGCUCUCUUUCCACCAACCCGCCCAUCAGAAGAGCCUCGUAUCAACCCCGAAUACGGACUGAUUAUUCCCAGACACCUUCGGUUCCAGAACAACCGAGACGGGCCAACUCUAUCCAGACUUCUCUGCAGAGACAUAGGAGUGUGAUCUACGAGAGCCCGAUCGAGGAUGCAACGUCCUCUAACACGGCCUUCUUGGUUGGUAACCAGCGUUUCUCGCUGACCCGCCGUCGGUCCUUGCUAACACGGCCGGGGGUCGCUACGCGGCGAACAACGGGUGCCGUUCGACGUCUACCGUCCCCAAUUGGGGAGCCCGAGAGCUCCGAUGAUCUGAUGGAGCCUCGGGGUUUACAAUGGCCUCUGCCUCCGUGCGAGAGAACCCCGCUGCCCUUUUUGCUACCAGCGCGGCCAACCAGUCCCACAGACACUCGGUAUACUCAGCUCGGAGCUCUCAAAUUGGGAUCCUUACGAGUGGUCAAUGGCUCUGCAUCCCCGUGCCCAAGUGAGCGGAUUCCUCAUUCUACAGCGCCGGGGCUCGGGUUGGAGAAUGCCGAGACCGUUGCUAAGAGAGGCUCUACCCUGGAGAUUCCCUUGCUGUCCGAAGUGAAGAAAUCAGACGAUGUACCCGACAGUCCAUUCUCGUUCGAGAAGUCGCCCGUUAUGGCAGUGCCCCGGGGCAGUUCGGUCUUCCCCGGUGAGGCAGAGGAUGAGGGUAUCGCCAUGUACGACGUUCCCCUGGAGAAGAGUGUGAUGGGCACCGGGGUCGAUCAAAGCACUCUUCGAUCGCUCAACAAGUCCGACAGCGGGUACAGCUCUGCGACAUCCGUUCGUUCCCUUCAGCGAAGCCGAACAAGCGCGUCAUUCGAUUCGCAGGCUUCUAGUUCCUGCGCUGCGGACACCACCAAGAACGUCUACCUCGGAGGUGACCAGUCCUGCGGCCACGGCGAUAAAUUCCAGCGCCACCUCAGCAUCCAGGACGCUCAGGCUGGUAACGUCCCGCGGCCGUAUCCAGCCACCACUCGCUGGUACGACGGCAGUGGCCCAGUCACCCAGCCCGAUGCGGGAUUGCGGGCGCGCCGAUCUACAUUGUGCGCUCCUCGAUACACGGAAUACCCUGAAGCCCCAGAGCCUGCCGUUGUGGAGACACUGUAUGCGUUCGCUUCUCAGCAAGAGCCAAGAGUUUAUACCGGAAGGACUCCACCUGACGAUAGCUUUUACAAAAGCGCGGUUGACGUCUCUUCCAGGUCGAGUUCCUCGGCAACUUUGGUGGCAACGCCCAGCUAUCAGGAGAUCGCAGGCACGAAUAUUCGAGGCCGAACGCAUCGGCCCAUCUCUGGGCAUCAUGCGUACGGAAAUCGCGACGCGUGGAUCGACCACUCUCGAUCCAAGAGCAGAUACAGCAGCCGGAUGUGGUGCCAGGGACCGAGCACCGAUGCGCCCCCGCUGCCGACGAUCUUGUCUCCAGAUCAUCUGCAAGCCGGGAUAGAAAAGGAGGCGGAAUUCCCCCUCUCAGAAAUGUAUCGAGGUCGAUCUCGAAGCCGAAGCCAUGAUUACCGCCGCAAAUUGACGAAAGCGAGUCCCCAGCCUGAAAUGUUCAUAUAA